Sporothrix schenckii 1099-18 is the source of this 2007-nucleotide messenger RNA. Its product is annotated as nuclear distribution protein NudE. Gene Ontology annotation, biological process: vesicle transport along microtubule; microtubule nucleation; chromosome segregation. NCBI's taxonomy places the organism in Eukaryota, Fungi, Ascomycota, Sordariomycetes, Ophiostomatales, Ophiostomataceae. The transcript is spliced from 2 exons. Gene Ontology annotation, molecular function: microtubule binding. The record is from RefSeq and is a predicted model, not a curated record. Bases 1 to 2007 code for a protein of 668 amino acids. Gene Ontology annotation, cellular component: centrosome; kinesin complex; kinetochore.
AUGGCCGAACCACCUUCGUCCCCUCCCAGCGGGGACACCAGCACCGAAGAUGCCCUCUCGUGGUACAAGUCGCAGUACGAGCAGCUGGAGCACGAGCUGAUUGAGUUCCGCGAGUCCAGUCGCGAGCUCGAGGCCGAGCUGGAAAAGGACCUCGAUGCCGCCGACAAGCGCGAGCGGACGCUGCGGGAAAAGGCCGAGGGCCUGCAGUACGAGGUUGACGAGUGGAAGAAAAAAUACAAGGAGUCCAAGACCGAGGCCAACGCUGCCCAGAACACGCUCGAAAAAGAAAUCACAACCCUGAGAGACACCAACCGCACCCUGCAGCUGCGCCUGCGCGACACGGAGGUGGCCAACGACGACUUUGAGCGCCAGGCCCGCAACACCACCUCCUCCCUCGAGGACCUCGAGUCCAAGUACAACGUCGCCAUCGAGCGCGGCGUCCUGCUCGAAGAGGAGAUCAAGAUGGGCGAGCAGGAGCGCGAGGCCCUGCGCGUCGACGCCCAACGCCUGCGCGAGGAACUGUCCGACCUCAAGAUCGAGGCCGAGAUCCUCCAGGCCAAGCUGGCCAAACAGCAGGAGCAGCAGCGCGAGGACGAGCGUGUGGCCGAGGAGGAGGCCCUGGCCGAGGCGGCCGAGGUCCGCGCCCGCCACCACCACCUGUCCGCCAUCUCCACCGACCUGUCCGUGCUGUCCGUGCCCGAGUCGCCCACCUUUGACCACUCGCCCAACUCCACUGCCAGCUCGCCCCUCAUCACCACUCCGCCCGACGCCAAGUCCCUGUCUGCUGCCGGCUCGGUGGCAGACGCACAGGACUUGUCCAUGUCCUCACCUCCUCUCUCCGACGCCACCGCCGCCGCCGCCGCUGCUCCUACGGUGUCCAAGCCGCUCCGCAAACAGCAGCCCGCCAAGGCGUCUGCGCCGAUCCCACCACUCGGCCGCACACCCGGACCCAUGCGCAAGUCCAGACUGCCCUCGUCCGAAUUCAGCGCAGGCGCCACGUCGACCCCGCGGUCCAAAGCCCUGGGCUCUUCCAUUUCCUCCGCUUCGGGUGCACGGCCACUCGGCAGUCGCGUGGCCACCGCGUCCGCAGCCACCCGGACACCUGCACCACGCACAUCCACCGCCGGUACAACAAGCACCGCUGGUCCUAAGACGGGCGCCCGUGCCACAUCGCACAAACUGCCCUCGUCCAACUCGCUCUCCCACAUCCGCUCCCUCACGGCCCAGAUGCAGCGCCUCGAGGCCCGUGUCCAGUCCGCUCGCUCCAAGCUGCCCGCGCCCGUCAGCACCCCGCCACGUGCCUCGCCGCGCUCGCUCGGCAUGGGUGCGCCCCCCUCCGCCCUACCGUCGACCGUCACGAUUCGCUCGCGGAAGCGCACAGUCGGCUCGGCCGCUUCGUCUGUCAUUAGCGGCGACGAUGCGACCCCGACACCCGCCCACCAUGCCUCGCGCCCGGCCAGCAGCAAGCAUGUGCCUCGUCUUUCCACCUCCGGCGUCAGCCGUCUGUCCUUUGGGCCCCUGCCCAACCGGGGCGGUGGCGGCUCCAACAACGGCCUCGAGUCCGAGUCGUCCCGGCCCAGCUCGCGCGCCAGCAUCUCCUCUUAUGCUCGCCCGGUCAGCCGCAACGCCGACGCCCGCGACAUGCCCCCGCCGCGGCCCAUGUCGCGCACGUCUCUGUCGGGUGCCCGUACGCCGCUGGGUCGCCCGCGCAGCUCGCUGGGCAGCAGCUUGCACGGCCACUCGAUGAGCAUGAGCGUCAGCGGCGGCGCCGUGCAGAGCCUGCCCGAAGACGAUGUGGCCAGCGCCGACGGCGAGGCCUUCCGCACGCCCAGCCGGCGGGGCACCUACAGCAAGUACGAGAUGGAAGCGGCCCUGAACACUGCGUCUGGCAUCCCGGCACCUAGUGGGAUCCCGAUGCCCGGCAGCCGGCGGCAGAGCGGGGCCAACUCGGCGCUAGGCUUUUCAUCGUCUGUAUCGAGUCGGCGAGCGAGCAUGACCACAAAGUAG